Callithrix jacchus (white-tufted-ear marmoset) is the source of this 1107-nucleotide messenger RNA. RefSeq lists its product as uncharacterized. The record is from RefSeq and is a predicted model, not a curated record. NCBI's taxonomy places the organism in Eukaryota, Metazoa, Chordata, Mammalia, Primates, Cebidae.
AUGCUUCAGGGGAAGCCCAAGACCCGCCAGCCGCAACGGCGGCGACAAGACUUGGCAAGAGUUAAACGUCGGUCCCAGGAGCUGCCAGUGCGCGCGACUUCCCAGCCCGACGCGCCUCCCUCGCUCCACGCCUCCCUCCCCAGCCGGCGUUCUCCUCACGCCCCACCCGGCUGCUGCGGAGGCCGCUUUCCAGGAACUUUCCAGGAAUCGGCCUCACGUGACCGCGGGCCCCGCUGCCUCUUUAAAGAGGCGCGGGCGCAAUACAGAGGCUUUAGGAAAGACCGGCUGAGAGCGCUCUGGUGCAGGGUGGGCGGUGUGCACGCCGGAGUCUGCGGGCCUCUGGCCCCACACCCCGCGGUGCUCCGGGGCAAAGUGGAAAAGUCCCCGGCCACAGCCAACCCCGUUUCGGCGGCCGGAGCCUGCCCCCUACCCGGGCCAGCUGAGAGCUGGGGUUCAGGGAAGUAUAGUCGUCCGGCCUGCCACGGGGGAUGGGCUUCUCUAAACAGUCCGAAGGCGCCCCCUUGACGCGACCCUCCUGGCCGCUCAUUUGGGGGGUGGGUGCAGGAGCGACCGUGGGUCCUCGGAAACUGGCCUCUCUGUCUCUAAGACACACUGAUGGCACCGGGACCUCCUGCUUGGCCCGGUGCUCACGGCCGGGGACCGGCGGCGGUCCCCUUGAUGCGGUCCUGGAAGGCAGAGAGCAGGAGAGCAGCGCCUCCUUAAGUGGCGCCGGCCGUCCUUAGUCCCCUCCCCCUGGCGCCCCGGCUGGUAGUGAUCCGCACCCACCCAGCUCCUCCCUUCCUCCUUUCCUCCGCUGUAACGUCUCCGGUAGACCCGGCGGCCCGCCCCGCUCACCUGCGCCGACUGCCAAGGGGGCGCCCUUACCUGCGCGCCGGAUUUGACGGAGCUGCUACAAGAAAAGCAGGCUCUCCCCUUCUGAAAUGAUGAGUGGUAAUUACCAUGCAGGUCAACUUUUCCACCACUUAGAGGGAGCCUGGCAAAGAACAAAGGCAACAGAGAAGAAAGCAGAGCUGAGGCUGAGAAGGAGAAAUUCCUGAGUGCUUGAAUCCCACAUGCCUGAAAAUAAACCACACUUGGGCUUCUCAA